Neltuma alba is the source of this 2285-nucleotide messenger RNA. Its product is annotated as type I inositol polyphosphate 5-phosphatase 4. Lineage: Eukaryota; Viridiplantae; Streptophyta; Magnoliopsida; Fabales; Fabaceae. The coding region runs from base 1 to 1686 and encodes 561 amino acids. Gene Ontology annotation, biological process: phosphatidylinositol dephosphorylation. The transcript has 12 exons. Gene Ontology annotation, molecular function: phosphatidylinositol-4,5-bisphosphate 5-phosphatase activity; phosphatidylinositol-3,4,5-trisphosphate 5-phosphatase activity; inositol-polyphosphate 5-phosphatase activity. The record is from RefSeq and is a predicted model, not a curated record.
AUGAGAGAUGAGAACUCGAAGAAAAGCAAGUUUUCGUGGCCCAAAACAUUGGUCAAGAAGUGGUUCAAUAUCAAGAGCAAAGGCGAGGACUUUCACGCAGACGAUGUCCUUUGUGGAGGUGUUGAUGAAGAGUGGAGAAGCAACUAUCCAGAGCGGGAGGCAUGCUCUCUCAAGAGAAGCAAAACAGGGAGAUCAAGCAGCAGGAGACACUCGAACAAAUUGCGGCGGGGUAAGGUUGACCUUGAUGCUUCUCAGGUUAAAGACGUGCAUAAUUAUAGGAUCUUCGUUGCUACUUGGAAUGUGGCUGGAAAAUCUCCCCCGAGCUAUUUGAAUCUUGAAGAUUGGCUCCACACCUCUCCACCUGCUGAUAUCUAUGUCCUUGGGUUUCAAGAAAUUGUACCUCUCAAUGCCGGUAAUGUUUUGGGCACUGAAGACAAUGGCCCUGCCAAAAAAUGGCUAGCUCUCAUUCGGAAAACUCUAAACAGUCUUCCUGGAACGACUGGUGGAUGCCACACUCCAUCACCAGUCCCUGAUCCACUUGUAGAGGCAGACGCUGAUUUUGAAGAAUCAAUGAGGAAGAAGGAAACCUCUUUCUUCCACCGGAGGUCCUUCCAAUCCUUAAGUCGCAGUAUGAGAAUGGACAAUGACACGUCACUGUCACAAUCACAGCUCGAUCGCCGUCUCAGUGUCUGUGAUAGAAUGAUCUUCGGUCAUAGGAGUAGCGACUAUGAACCCAAUUAUAGAUGGUGUUCCUCAGAUGAUGAAAAUGGACCUGGUGAUUCCCCUGUUAUAACCCAAUAUUCACCAAUGUCAUACAGUGCUUCCUUCUCUGCAGAGGACAGAGAUAGAUCGACAGGGAACUCACGAUACUGUUUGGUUGCCAGCAAGCAAAUGGUUGGGAUAUUUUUGACAGUUUGGGUGAAAAGUGAUAUCAGAGAUGAAGUUCACAACAUGAAAGUGUCUUGUGUUGGCAGAGGAUUGAUGGGUUAUCUUGGAAACAAGGGUUCCAUUUCGAUUAGCAUGUCUUUGCACCAAACAAGCUUUUGCUUCAUCUGUAGUCAUUUGACUUCUGGACAAAAAGAUGGUGAUGAGCUGAGGAGAAAUUCAGAUGUCCUUGAGAUUCUUAGAAAGACUAGGUUUCCCAGGGUUCACGGCGUGGGAGAUGAGAAUUCUCCUCAGACAAUUCUGGAACAUGACCGAAUAAUUUGGCUGGGGGAUUUAAAUUAUCGGAUAGCACUUUCUUACCGUGCAGCAAAAGCCCUUGUUGAGAUGCGAAAUUGGAAGGCUUUGUUAGAGAAUGACCAGUUGCGUAUAGAGCAGAGGCAUGGCCGUGUCUUUGAAGGAUGGAAUGAAGGGAAGAUAUAUUUUCCUCCCACCUACAAGUAUUCUAAUAAUUCAGACAGAUAUGCAGGUGAUGAAAGACGCUCGAAACAAAAGCGAAGAACCCCAGCAUGGUGUGAUCGUAUAUUGUGGCAUGGAAGGGGCCUCCGCCAAUUAUCCUAUGUUCGUGGAGAGUCAAGAUUCUCCGAUCAUAGACCAGUAUAUGGCAUAUUCCUGGCAGAAGUCGAGUCUAUUAACCGAAGCCGAAUCAAAAAGAGCUCCAGUUGCACUAGUGCCAGGAUUGAAGUAGAAGAGUUGUUGCCACAUUCACAUUCUUACAGCUACGCUGACUUGAAUUUCUACUGAUGAAAGUCUAUAAUUCUUCCACCGUGAGAUCAAUCUGAACACUUGAGGCAACCGAGGCGCCAUACUGUACCAUAAUAGAUGGACACUGCUGCAAGGAAUGCUGGCCACAAUGGUGAUGGAGACGUUUUAACUCACGCAGACCUAAGCAAGGCUGGUUUUGUCCAACAACCUCUGGCUCCACAUGUUUUUGCGGCUCCCAGUCUGUAACUUUAUGCACGCCCAAGUCCUAUCGUCCCUUUAUUUUUCUGGCUCAUAAACCAAAAGCAUCUCAUGAAGUUGGUAAUGUGAUUGGUGUUGAAAUGUGCUUCAACUUAUGGGAGAAUAUCUUGAGUUCUUAACUCACGGGCUGUGAAUAAGGAAUACUUUUACUCGGUGACCAUGAAGCCUCGAGAGUCUGUUACUGUUGCCACUUACUGUGCAGUGGAUUAUUCUUGAGCAUGCGGCAGAAACAUUAAAGAAUUACGAUGUGAUGGAUGCACUCAUUGCUUUUGGUAGAAAAGAGACGAAGCUUCUUUUGUUGCUGGUAGCAGUUCCAAUGAUUUCAUUGAUAAGUAAUAAAAGCUAAUGAGUAAAUGUAUUCUUUAAACUAUGUUUGUUGU